CAAGUUUGCCAUGGCUACGUGUGGAGUGGCUCCAGGGCCAAGCGCCCACAGCUGCUCAUCGAGAUGCCAUUGCUCAGGUGUGCAGCACACUGGCCUGAAGGGUCCGAUGACAGCCGCAUGGCCAACAUGUCUGCCAGUUAUGUCUAUAGUUUCUUUGACUCUUUUGCCGCAAGUUCGGACUCGCGCAGCUAGACGUUGCAGGCGUGUCCGCCAUCGCUUACAGUCUUUCGCAUGUCAGCAGCCUGAACUGGUGGAGAAGGAGAUCCGCGCAGCUAUGCAACUGGAUCCAUCGCGACUUCAGAUUCAGUCGUCCAAGGACAGCAGAGACAACAGGGACUUGAGAGGAGAGUGGCUGCCGCUCUUCCGGGGGUCUGCCCCGUAUGUGGCGAUGUUUCGCCAAAGCAUCAUGGUAUUUCACAUUCCUGGUCAACUACUGAUCGAUACCCAAUGCUCAGAGUUGGAGGGCCUGCUGAGUGAUAUUGCACUUUGUGCAGUGCUUGGAGUUCGUCCAGUGCUGGUGCCAUCCUUGUCGCAGAGAGUCUUGAGCAGACUGCGAACAGAGUACAAUGUGGAGGUUGGCGAAUGUGCAUAUGCGGUGGAGGCAGUUUGCAACGCAUCGUUCAAGAAUCAAGAGACUGUGUCGCGAUUAUUAAAGCAGGAAGCUGGCAUGCUAUGUGCAGAGGUGCAAGAUCUGUUUCGUAGAGUGGCAGCAAAGCCUACUGGAAACUUUGACAACAACAAGAGCCUCUCGGUCUUUGCCAGUUCGCAGCUGGUCAGCGCAGCUCCACCAAGGGCAAAAACUGGAUGGCAAACCAGCCCUCUCUUGGGGCGCGUGACUGGCAUUGACGCAGCACAGAUCCUUCAGCGCCUACAAGAGGAACAAGUGGUGUGUGUUUUGCCAGUGGCAGCUGGAUCACUUCAAGGCGAUGGACGUUUGCGCUACAUUCCAUCAGAGGAGCUCGCAGCGCAGGUGGCCGAAAAGCUGAAGGCCUCCAAGCUGAUCUUCUUUACGCGUGGUCAACGGAUCGUUGAUACUGCUCGUGGCAAUGUCAUUCCGACUAUGCAGCUAGCAGAAGCAAGUAAACUUGUGGAAGAAUGGUCGAAAGCAGGCAAUUCUUUCAUGGACAAGGAGGAAUCGAAGGAGAUUGUGAGAUAUUUGGACUUGCUGAUCCAAGCUUUGCGCUGUGGAACUCGCCGUGGUCAUUUGAUCGAUCCCCAACGUGGGGCUCUUUUGCAGGAGCUGUACACCACGGAUGGAAGUGGAACAAUGAUUUCCCUGGAUCUCUAUGAUGGAAUCAGGAUCGCCCGCUCUGGGGAUGUUUCUGGCAUUCUAGAUCUCAUUGAGCCACUGGUGAAGCGUGGCUUGCUCAAGCGGCGCAAUACCUACGAGGUUGAGAGAGCUUGCAACAAUCAGGAAAUGUUUGUGUGGAAACGCGAUGAAAAGUUUGUUGGCUGUGCAAGCCUCGAGCGCUUUGAGGAUGCACCAGGUAAAGCAGAGCUGGGAUGCUUUGUAGUUUCGCCUUUGUGCCGUGGCAAAGGACACGGUGCUGUGCUGUUGUCUUACAUCGAGCGAGUUGCUACGCUGUUGGGAGUGAGGCAGCUGUUCCUGUUGACUACGCAAACAAUGCAAUGGUUUGUUGAGCGAGGAUUUCAGAAUGCCUCCCUUGAUGACCUUCCACCAAGUAAACGCGCUGGAUAUGACUUGGGGAGAUCAUCAAAGGUUUUCAUCAAGAAUGUGUCAGAUCUGCCGAGUGAGCUCCAGCAACGUUUCACCUUUGUUGAGGUCGAUGCUAUAGAUUGAUUUCGGUGGGAACAA
This is a messenger RNA of Cladocopium goreaui, 1816 nucleotides long. The record is from the annotation of a GenBank genome assembly. NCBI's taxonomy places the organism in Eukaryota, Dinophyceae, Suessiales, Symbiodiniaceae.